AUGAAUACCUCUAGAAAGGAUUGGGUAAGUAAGCUUAAUGAUGCUCUAUGGGCAUACAGAAUUGCUUUCAAGAUCCCUAUAGGAACAUCACCAUAUCAAUUGGUGUAUGGGAAGGCAUGCCACCUACCAGUAGAGCUAGAACACAAGGCCUACUGGGCAACUAAACUCAUGAACCUUGAUGCAAAGGUAGCAGGAGAGAAAUGGUUGCUCCAGCUAAAUGAGUUAGAUGAAUUCCGAUUGGCUGCAUUUGAGAAUACAAAGAUUUAUAAAGAAAGGGGCAAGAAGUGGCAUGACAGAAAGAUUUCUUCCAGAAUCUUUGAACCUAGACAGAAAGUUCUGCUUUUCAAUUCUAGACUAAAGCUCUUCCCUGGAAAGCUUAAGUCACAUUGGACAGGACUUUUCCUGAUCACUAAUGUAUCACCCUCUGGUCAUAUAGAACUCUAG
Molecule: messenger RNA, 444 nt
Organism: Arachis stenosperma
Lineage: Eukaryota; Viridiplantae; Streptophyta; Magnoliopsida; Fabales; Fabaceae
Exons: 1
Coding region: 1-444 (147 amino acids)
Molecular function (GO): nucleic acid binding
Source: RefSeq, a predicted model, not a curated record